GAAGGAGUACAUAAACCCUGAGUCCUGGACUUUUCUCAGUCUAGGGCUGACUCUCCUGACUCCAUCUGCUCCAUAGACCUCCCAGCAUGUCUCUUCUAGUGGUGCAUGGCCUCCUCCUGGGCUUUAUGUUCUCUUUGAGUUCCUCUGCUGUCAUCUUAGACAAUGGCAUGCCUAUACUUUGGACACAAACCGCAAGUCAAGUCACCGAACUCCCUACGCUAAAUGGGAUUGUAACGCCAAAUCCCUGGAAUUACCUGCAGCGUAUGAGUCUUUACCGGCUGCUGGUAGCUGCGACUGACCCCUUCACGGAGUACAUGAGAACAAACCCUACAGAUGGUCCAAUGUGGGGGCUGCCGCUGCAGCUGGGUUGGAUGCUGACUUCAGGUCGCCUUGUUGAUCCAACCGGAGCCUCGACCUGCGGCUUGCAGACAGGAGAUCCCAUGUGCAUCUCAGCACAGAGCUGGUGGGGCUGUAUGAACUACUUCACCUCUGCACUUCCUUUCCUGUCUGCAGCCCAUAAUGGCCUAUUAGGACAAGAUGUUGAAGUUCAGCUGCAGGCCCCUGACGGUGCCGAUGGCUUUUGCACCACCUACACUGACUGUUUAGCUCAGUAUCCUGAUGCCAUGGCAAAGUGGGAUGCCUUCUUUCAGGCUAUCAAGGUCACCGACUCUCCCCUUCCAGUCGCCGAACACACAGACAACAUCCUUGGUGUGUACUGGCAAGCUCAAAUGGCUUCCCUCUCUGCUUCUGCGGUUUGUAAUCCCAGGCAGAGCCACUACUCCUCUGAGGAGGUGUCAUUUGCCAACAGCUGGCUGAACUCAGCUGAGUACGUAUCUGCGGUACACUUCCACUCCACCCUGGAGAAGACCGUGUUGUUCCUGAAUCCUCUGCCAAGUCGAGUUUUGCGGGAGGGAGAUGCGGCUCCUAAUAUUGCAGAUCUCAGUCAGGAGGAGAACCACACGCUGUCCACUUUCUCCUGGAUGAAAAGCAUCAACAGUAUUCUUGGUGGCUCCUUAGUGCGCAUGUGGAAAGGCGCCAUGUGCUCCGUGGCCACGAGAGAGAAAGGCAGGGCGCUGCUGGAGCAGCUAAUACUCAAUCCCAGCUUCGCCACCAGCACUCUACUGUCCAUCAUUCCAGAGAUAGCUUCAAGCUGCUGAGACAGACGGGAAAACCGGGACUCUGCUGUUCUAGUUUCUACUCAGAUCGAGAGACGUUUGACAUCAGUAUCUGUCAGAAGUGUUUGUAUCUAGGUCCAUGACUCUGAGUACCAGACUGCCUCAAAAGCACCUUUGUUCUCUUAUGAAUAUGUAAAACAUUAAAAAGCCAUUCCACCGUU
Molecule: messenger RNA, 1336 nt
Organism: Oryzias latipes (Japanese medaka)
Lineage: Eukaryota; Metazoa; Chordata; Actinopteri; Beloniformes; Adrianichthyidae
Gene: leg1.1
Product: liver-enriched gene 1, tandem duplicate 1
Source: RefSeq, a predicted model, not a curated record